CUCCAUUACUCCACUCAACACAGAGGGUUUUCCAGGCUGAUCUCAUAAACAUCUAGGACCAUGUUCUGGUGUAUACGUCUGUCCCUGGGACUCCUGUUCUUUCAUCUGGCUGCUGCUCAUGUCUUCUUAGACAGCCAAGUGGCCAAUCAAGUGCUGAAUCGAAGGAUACGAGCUAACAGCAUUUUUGAGGAGUGGAAAAAAGGCAACAUGGAAAGAGAAUGUGUGGAGGAGCGCUGUAGCUGGGAAGAGGCGCGAGAGAUAUUUGAAGACAAAGAAAAAACUGAUGAAUUCUGGGCCAAGUAUAUUGAUGGAGAUGCAUGUAUAUCAUCACCCUGUGUUAAUGGCGGCCAAUGCAAAGAUGGAAUUGGCAGCUACGCUUGCUACUGCCAAGAAGGGUACAAGGGCUUCAACUGUGAAAUUGUUAUUCUUCAGCUCUGUGAGGACAAAAAUGGUGGUUGUGAACAUUUCUGCGAUGUGAUACAGAGAAGAAUUCAUUGCUUCUGUGCUGAUGGAUACUUCCUGGCAUCAGAUGACAAAUCCUGCCACUCCAACGAAACGUACAAAUGUGGUGCCAUCAGCAGCAAAGCCGUUCGGACUGUUUUCUGGUAUGAGAGGAAAAACAUAACAGAGGGGAACAUAACUAAGUUUAACAGCACCGGCAACAUCAACUUAACAACACAGCCUUAUGUCCAGGAUGCUGGUCCAAUGUCCUCAGUGUCUGAGAACAAAAGCCAAAACGUGGCACAUUAUCCUAAUUUGGAAAAGAUGAUUCAGUCUGAAAUGGCGAAAAUGACUCGUAUUGUCAACGGGGAGGACUGUCCACCAGGACAAUGCCCAUGGCAGGCUCUCCUUGUGAAUGAAGAUAAUAUUGGGUUUUGUGGAGGAACAAUACUCAAUCAAUACAUCAUCCUGACUGCUGCCCACUGCAUGAACCAGUCACGUUACUUCAACGUGAGGCUCGGUGAAUUUGACAGGUUGGUAAAUGAGGGCACUGAAGCUGACCAUAUUGUGGACACGAUCCUCACCCACAGAGGGUACAAGGCAGACACCUACCACAAUGACAUUGCACUCAUCAAAUUAACCACACCCAUCAAAUUCAGCAGGUUCAUUGUGCCAGCCUGCAUUCCUGAGCAAGAAUUUGCUGAAAAGGUCCUGAUGCAGCAGCCGGAUGGCAUGGUUAGCGGUUUUGGACGUCUCGGCGAGGGUCGGGAGCCAUCCAGCAUCUUGCAGCGCCUAUCUGUACCUUAUGUGGACCGUCGAACCUGCAUCGAAUCCACUCCUUUACGUAUCUCGCAGCGUAUGUUUUGUGCUGGUUAUGACACAAUAGCCAAGGAUGCCUGCCAAGGUGACAGUGGCGGGCCUCAUGUCACACGUUACCGUGACACCUACUUUGUCACUGGCGUCGUGAGCUGGGGUGAAGGCUGUGCACGCAAGGGCAAGUAUGGUGUUUACACCCAGGUGUCCAAGUACAUUCAAUGGAUCCGUGAUGGUAUGAAGACGCUGAUCCAAAAAAACAAGACCGGCAGCAGGAUGAAGAGGAACCAUGCCCAAAUAACAAGGCUUUAUCUGUAAAACAUCUGUCACUGAGCAGAGAUCGGCCAGACUUUGCACCACUCAUGUAAUCACUAAUGAACAGUCAGAGAAACCUAUUCAUCCUAGUGCUGCAAAGAGCUGCAAAUCCUACCUGUGACGAACAGAAUUAGAGUCAGUAAUUAUUUGGGGGUUCCUCAGGGUACUACUCUUGGUCCUUUAUAUUUUUAAUUUUAUUUUAUGUAACAUUAAUUUUGUAUUAAUGUUUAUUUUUCCAGGGCAAUCAUCUGACAUCAUAUUUCUGAACAAUUCAAGUCCAUCAUUUCCUCUGGGCUCUGAUUUUGGUCUUAAUUUCCACUUUAGAUGUUUCGUGUUCUGGUUGGUUCACUGAUUCUUCUGUAAGUCUUUCUCAUGAGAUUGUUUCCAUCAAAGAUGUAUACUAUCUCAAACAGGAUACAUCCUCUGAAAUUUGAUUGAAUACAUUUUUUUUUAGUAUAAUUACAUUUUUUUUAAACAGAAUGCAUUUCAUAAUCUCAGCAAUUCAAUGUUUUGUUCCAUGUAUGCUUCAUGAGUCACUGAUAGAAACAAGCUUUUAAACUGAACAUGAAGCAAAUAAAAGCAAACUAUAAGAACAUGUUGAAGCCUGAUGUCAUUUAAUGAUAAGUAUAGCUUGUAUUUAUAAUAGUAAUUCAAAAGGUGGAAGAAUCUCCAGUGACAGUUUGGAAAAAAGUUGUUUUACAAAAUUGUGUUUUUGCUCAAGAAAAUGUAAAAUUUGUGGCACAAUGGUUUUAAAGAACCAUCUUAUUACUUGAUCUGGAUAAACUCAAUGUUAUGUAAAAAUGUCAGUGAUGAAAUCUAUCCUUGUUUACCUCAAACAAACAAACAUGGAGACCUUCUGCUUGUUUUGCUUGUUUUUAAAGGAAAGGCCAGAGUCCACUUCAAGAACAGAGCGUUUACGGGAAACUGCGUGGUCUUUUAACUCUUUAGAGAAUCAUGUGAAUAAAAUGUCAAAAAACAAAUAA
Messenger RNA from Maylandia zebra (zebra mbuna), 2552 nucleotides. It is a transcript of the gene f10, whose product is annotated as coagulation factor X. Gene Ontology annotation, cellular component: extracellular region. The record is from RefSeq and is a predicted model, not a curated record. Gene Ontology annotation, molecular function: serine-type endopeptidase activity; calcium ion binding. Gene Ontology annotation, biological process: proteolysis; blood coagulation. Lineage: Eukaryota; Metazoa; Chordata; Actinopteri; Cichliformes; Cichlidae.